GUGAAUUUUUCUUUGUUACAGGGGACAGAGUUCAUGGCCAAUUUGUCGAUAUGUUUAAGAUAUUACAUUGCUGACAGAUUAAACAAUGAUCCUGGAUGGAGGAAUAUAAAAGUGAUAUUAUCAGAUGCUAAUGUUCCUGGAGAGGGUGAGCACAAGAUUAUGGACUACAUCAGAAAGCAAAGAGGACUUGCAACUCAUGAGCUUCACUUCACAAUCAUCAGGGAAGAGUUUAAACCAAAUCAGAAGAGACCUUGUGAGAUGUGUGGUCAAGUUGGUGAGAGUUUCUCUAAGUCCUGUUGUUAUUAUCUCAGAUGUGAUUUUUAA
Messenger RNA from Pocillopora damicornis (cauliflower coral), 324 nucleotides. RefSeq names its product 5'-3' exoribonuclease 2. NCBI's taxonomy places the organism in Eukaryota, Metazoa, Cnidaria, Anthozoa, Scleractinia, Pocilloporidae. Gene Ontology annotation, molecular function: RNA binding; 5'-3' RNA exonuclease activity; zinc ion binding. Gene Ontology annotation, biological process: nuclear-transcribed mRNA catabolic process. Gene Ontology annotation, cellular component: nucleus. The record is from RefSeq and is a predicted model, not a curated record.